AUGGCAGCUAUUAGCGGCGAACGGGUGGACCGACCAAUACGUCCCUCCCCCUUAGCAUGCACCGAAUGCAGAAGGAAGCAUCUCAAGUGUGACGCUGUGGUCCCCGUGUGCUCACGUUGCAUCGCUAGGGGACUGCAUUGCAGCUAUACACCAUCACGGCGCGGAUGCGGUGGACGCUCAAGGCGGCUGCAGUCCCCUCGUAACGUCACCGGAUCGUUGCCGUCGACACCCCCUUUCGAUGUCGUUCAACCGGGCACCACCCACCAGCAUCAUCUGACGACCGCAAGGUCAACCUCAAACUUGCGAAACGUGUCACCAAACCGAGGUUGGAUCGACUCAAGCAUAUCUGGACGCCAACACCAACCACAAGGUCAGGCUGUCAACACGUCUCACGAUGCUUCGACACCAACGUCUUCAUCCUCACGAUCCUCACUCCGCUCUGAGGACGAGCACCUCACCAACUUGUUUUACUCCAACUUCUAUCCUGGCCACCCCUUCUUGGUGCCUCGAGGCCGAUACUUCGAUCAGAUCUACCCAGCAUGUCUAAGAGCAGUCGUGAAGUUCAUUGGAAGUCAUUAUGCUCCCAACAUAUCGAGCGACUGUUUGAGGGAGUCUGUCGCAACAACAAUCGCUGAGAUUAACCAAUCGUCUCCUGAAGCCGUGCAGGCCCUACUCCUGUACUCCAUCUCUAUGCAUGCACGAUAUGAGCCGACGGAAGCCAUGCCAGCGAUGAACAAGGCCGCAGAAAUGGCGAUUGAACUGGGCAUGAACACUGCAAAUUUCGCUAUCAAGCACGGCCACGGCGAUGCUACCUACGAAGAGUCUCUACGACGGACGUGGUGGGAGCUGUACGUGGCAGACGGAUACUUGGCCGCUCUGCACCGGCACACGUCGUUCAGGAGUAAUAUCGUCCUAACGACGACGCUUUUGCCCUGUGAAGAAGGCGACUACAGCGACGGAUCGAUACCGCCGAACCCUGCUUCGCUCGAUCAGUUCGACAUGAGGCUUUUCUCCGACGACGAACUACGCUUCUCGUCCUUCUGCUACCGCAUCGACGCAGUCCGCAUCCUUUCAAGAGUGAUCGCAGUAUCGACCACGAACGAAGCCCACGCAGACGCCAUCCAAGCCAUCGACAACGCCAUCGCAGGCUGGAAAUUCCACCUCCCGAACGACAAAGCCACCAUCGUCAACCACGCCGGCGAAGUCGACCAAAUGCUCUUCCAAGCCACAAUGUUCAUCCAAUGCGCCAGCAUAUUCCUGCACUUCCCACGCUCCGAACUCCCCAUCACCAUGCCCCCAGCCGCCGAAAUCGCCUGCGCGCAACAGCACAUGGAACAAGUCUCGCCGACCUCGACCCAACACGCCGUCAAAGCCAUGAGCGCCUCGAAAGACCUCGCGAACCUCGCGACGUUACCCAUGGAGAAGAACUCGCCCUUCCUCAUCUGCGGCCUCGUCUUCGCUUGCAUCGUCCAACUCUCCGCCUGCUCCGCCUACCCCCGCAGCACCACCCAACAAAACCGCGACCGCGUAGCCCUCCUCAUCGGUGUGCUCAAGUCUCUGAGUCGGAACUGGGCCAUCGCGCAGUAUGUCUCCGGCCAGCUGAAGCGAGCGGCGAAUGAGAUUUUCAACCCGAAGAGCGAGGUGAAUACGGCGCCGAGUAGUUCGUCGUAUGACAGUGCGGUGGAUUUGUCGAGCUUUCCGAAUGAUGUGAGUUGGUUGGAUUUGUUUUAUAAUGAUGGGAUGCAAGGGGGUAUGAUGCCGGGUGGGGAUAUGACGGGGUUGUGA
Molecule: messenger RNA, 1785 nt
Organism: Zasmidium cellare ATCC 36951
Lineage: Eukaryota; Fungi; Ascomycota; Dothideomycetes; Mycosphaerellales; Mycosphaerellaceae
Exons: 3
Coding region: 1-1785 (594 amino acids)
Biological process (GO): DNA-templated transcription; regulation of DNA-templated transcription
Molecular function (GO): zinc ion binding; DNA-binding transcription factor activity, RNA polymerase II-specific; DNA binding
Source: RefSeq, a predicted model, not a curated record